Messenger RNA from Tarenaya hassleriana, 2770 nucleotides. RefSeq names its product heat shock protein 90-5, chloroplastic. The record is from RefSeq and is a predicted model, not a curated record. Gene Ontology annotation, molecular function: ATP-dependent protein folding chaperone; ATP binding; ATP hydrolysis activity. Gene Ontology annotation, cellular component: cytosol; plasma membrane; perinuclear region of cytoplasm. Gene Ontology annotation, biological process: cellular response to heat; protein folding; protein stabilization. The transcript is spliced from 19 exons. NCBI's taxonomy places the organism in Eukaryota, Viridiplantae, Streptophyta, Magnoliopsida, Brassicales, Cleomaceae. The coding region runs from base 118 to 2517 and encodes 799 amino acids.
CUCGGCUUAAACCCCCAUAGGGUUUUGGUGACUUAUCGUUGAACAACUUUCUAGGGAUAGACCCUCCCUCUCUCGCUCUCGCUCUCGCUCUCGCUCGCUCGCCCGCUCGCGAUUCUAAUGGCUCCUGCUCUGAGUAGAAGCCUAUACACAGGUCCUUUGACGUCUCUUCCCCUUACCUCGGCUUCUUCUCUCAGAAACCGGAUCCGGGUCUCUAAUCUCAGAAGUGCGUUUGUGCCGCGUAGCGUUCUCAGAACCGGCGUUUCGUGUAACGGGUCGAGGUUGAACCCCGGGAAGAGGUGCACCCGCCUCGCCGUCCGGUGCGAUGCGGCGGUGGCCGAGAAAGAGACGGCUGGAGCCUCCGGCGAGAAGUUCGAGUACCAAGCCGAGGUUAGUCGCUUGUUGGAUUUGAUUGUCCAUAGCUUGUACAGCCACAAGGAGGUGUUUCUCAGGGAGCUUGUAAGCAAUGCAAGUGAUGCUUUGGAUAAGCUGAGGUUCUUGAGUGUUACAGAGCCUUCUUUGCUGGGAGAUGGAGGAGAGCUCGAGAUUCGUAUCAAGCCUGAUCCCGAGAAUGGGACAAUUACCAUAACCGAUACUGGUAUUGGAAUGACAAAGGAAGAACUUAUAGAAUGCCUCGGGACUAUUGCUCAGAGUGGUACUUCCAAAUUCUUGAAGGCUCUUAAGGAAAAUAAGGACCUUGGUGCUGACAAUGGUUUGAUUGGCCAGUUUGGUGUUGGGUUUUAUUCUGCUUUCUUGGUUGCUGAAAAGGUUGUUGUUUCCACCAAAAGCCCGAGAUCCGACAAGCAAUAUGUUUGGGAAUCAGUAGCUGACAGUAGCUCGUAUUUGAUUAGGGAAGAAACAGACCCUGAGAAUAUUCUACAUCGGGGAACACAAAUCACACUUUACUUGAGGGAGGAUGAUAAAUAUGAAUUCUCGGAACCUACGAGAAUCAAGAAUCUUGUUAAGAAUUAUUCUCAGUUUGUCGGGUUUCCCAUCUAUACAUGGCAGGAGAAAUCAAGGACCGUGGAGGUCGAAGAGGAUGAACCGGCUAAAGAAGGAGAUGAAGAGAAGGAGGGUGAGACCAAAAAGAAGAAGACUACUAAAACCGAGAAGUAUUGGGAGUGGGAACUUGCCAAUGAAACAAAACCUAUAUGGAUGCGCAAUGCAAAAGAAGUGGAAAAGGAGGAGUAUAAUGAGUUUUAUAAGAAGACUUUCAAUGAGUUCCUGGAUCCGCUUGCCCACACACACUUCACUACUGAGGGUGAAGUUGAGUUCAGGAGCAUCUUGUAUGUCCCGGGGAUGGGUCCUCUCAACAACGAGGAUGUGAUAAACCCGAAAACAAAGAACAUACGUUUGUAUGUGAAGCGUGUAUUUAUCUCUGAUGACUUUGAUGGGGAGCUGUUCCCGAGAUACUUGAGCUUUGUUAAGGGUGUGGUGGACUCAGAUGAUCUUCCUCUUAACGUUUCCCGUGAAAUUCUUCAAGAAAGCAGAAUUGUAAGAAUCAUGAGAAAGAGACUUGUGAGGAAAACUUUCGAUAUGAUACAAGAAAUCUCUGGAAGCGAAAACAAAGAGGAUUAUAAGAAAUUCUGGGAGAAUUUUGGGAGGUUCCUUAAAUUGGGAUGUGUAGAGGACACUGGUAACCACAAACGUAUCUCGCCGUUGCUUAGAUUCUACAGUUCCAAGAGCGAAGAUGAGCUCACAAGCUUGGAUGAAUAUGUGGAAAACAUGGUUGAGAACCAAAAGGCCAUCUACUACCUUGCAACUGACAGCUUGAAAAGUGCCAAGUCGGCUCCUUUCUUGGAGAAAUUAGUCCAAAAAGACAUCGAGGUUCUUUACUUGGUUGAACCAAUCGACGAGGUUGCCAUUCAGAAUCUACAGACCUACAAAGAAAAGAAAUUUGUGGACAUCAGCAAGGAAGAUUUGGAGCUCGCAGGGGAUGAAGACGAGGUGAAGGAAAGGGAGACAAAACAGGAGUUCAAUCUUCUUUGUGACUGGAUAAAACAACAACUUGGUGAAAAAGUUGCCAAAGUCCAAAUCUCGAAGCGCUUAAGCUCUUCUCCAUGUGUUCUCGUCUCUGGCAAAUUCGGAUGGUCGGCUAACAUGGAAAGGCUAAUGAAGGCUCAGGCACUGGGAGACACUUCGAGCUUGGAGUUCAUGAGGGGUCGGAGAAUUCUAGAGAUUAACACCGAUCAUCCCAUCAUCAAAGACUUGAAUGCUGCGUGCAAGAACGCUCCUGACAGCAGUGAGGCAAAGAGAGCUGUGGACCUGUUGUAUGACACUGCACUGAUCUCAAGUGGAUUCACUCCCGACAGCCCGGCCGAAUUGGGUAACAAGAUCUACGAGAUGAUGGCAAUGGCAGUGGGAGGAAGAUGGGGCCGAGUUGGAGUAGAAGGAGAAGAAGAGGCUGCUUCUUCAAGCUCAGAAGAGAGUGUCUCGAGUGAAGGAGAUGUGAAGAAUGCUGAAGCAGAAGUGGUGGAGCCAUCAGAAGUCAGAGCAGAGAAUGAUCCAUGGCAGGAUUGAUCCAUUUCAAUCAUAAUUCGCAAUGCCCAACGAGUUUUUGACAUCCAGCGAGGGGAUAUUAAUAAGAUCCGGACAAAGGGCUUUACGUGUUGGGAGAAUUUUGAUGGGGUUCGUAGAUUGGUCCGAGCAAAUCUGUUCAUGUUCUGUAAGACUAAUCUAUAAACGUUAUGCUUGUCAAAGGACGAGAACUGGAAAACUAUGGCCGACGACUUUUUUAAAAUUAAAUUAAAUUAAGCCUGUAAUAUUAUCCCAU